Leptopilina heterotoma is the source of this 3443-nucleotide messenger RNA. RefSeq lists its product as uncharacterized. Bases 310 to 3027 code for a protein of 905 amino acids. The transcript is spliced from 9 exons. The record is from RefSeq and is a predicted model, not a curated record. Gene Ontology annotation, cellular component: endosome; lytic vacuole. Gene Ontology annotation, biological process: SNARE complex assembly. Gene Ontology annotation, molecular function: SNARE binding. NCBI's taxonomy places the organism in Eukaryota, Metazoa, Arthropoda, Insecta, Hymenoptera, Figitidae.
GUGAAAUGUCACAUAUUCUGCUGUCAGAUAUGUAAUCUUUUUUUCAAACAAAGUGGAAGUAUUUCAAGUAUAUAAAUUGAAAUGAUGUUGAGCAGAAAAUACGAUAAUGCUGGAUUAUGAAAUAAAUCAAGUUGAUAAUUCGAGAAUAAAUUCGUAGUGAAGAACUCGAUAAAAUGCAUUUUCAUCGCACAUAACCUAUAUUACAUUAAAUAAACAAAUUUUUCAAAUAGUUCGACUGUUUUCUAAUAUAUAUUAUCUAUUUAAUCAGAGUUAUAGUAUUUUAUUUAGUAUGUAAUAUGUGUGUAAAUAAUGGAGGUGACAGAUAUUCGAAAUCUUGUUAGAGAUUUGGACUUGACCCUUCAACCACGGACAGCUCCACGUUAUAAAGUUUGGCUGCCACUUGCUACCCAACAGCUACGCUUCAGGAACUUGAUUCAAAUAAUCGGAUAUAAUUUAAACAAAAAUGACAAGUGCAAGGUGUGUUGGUUUUAUUACACAAUCCAUAGAUCGUGCAUGUCAUCUCCCUUGUAUACAAGUGAGCCGAUAGAUAACUCAAGUCCACGAUGGGAAAGCCUAGAAGUGCCUAUUCUUCAUGCUACAGGACAUUCUACAUCCAGUGAAAUAAUUCUGCGACUAUGGAGACGUACAAAAACGGGAAAUGGUUAUUCAGAUAUAACCCAAUUUACCUGGGGAAUAUCAUUCACUGGUUUAGAAUAUAUUGGAACGAAACUUCCGAACAAAUUGGAGACCGUCCUCCGUGAUAAUUCUCUUCUUUUUAAAAUUCAAGGCGGUUAUUUUGCUCCUGCUUUUUGUUUUAUAAAUCAACCACAACUAAAAAGAUACAUUCAUAUCAAUGUAAAUUCUAAUGAAAUAAGAGACAGUUACAGUGUGAAUAAACUUCGUAGCCUUCGAAGUAAAAUGCAGGCAUUGAAACAACAGUCUGAUUCAGUUCAAGCGCUUAGGGAGAAAAUUGCUUCUGGUGAAAGUGUACAAACGCCAAAAUAUCCUCAAACCACAUUAAAUAGAUUAUUACAACCAAAAAGAAUAAAUAAAGAAAAAAAACUCGAGAUUAUGAAUAUACGUAAGGAAUUGGAAAUGGCGAAAUUUAGAGCCAGGCUACUUGAGCAGGAGAGAAUGAGAAAAAUGGGACAAGUGCGAGCUUUGAAUCAGUCACAUUUGGAUAUUACUGAAGAAAAUCAAGAUCAUGGUUCUGAUUUAAUGGAACGUUAUCGUGAACUUAAAAAAGAUAUGGAGAGACUUCAAGAGUGGCGUCAAAAUCACAUAGACGUGAGGGAAACUUUUCUUCAAACUACUGCUCGACUUACCCAUCGUCGAAGGCAGAUAAUUUCCGAACUGAAUUUAAUUUAUCCUAUAAAUCAGGAAACAAAUGGAACAUUCAGGAUAAACAAUGUAUUUCUACCGGAUAGUGAAAAUUUGGAAUCGACAAAUGACACUGACAUCGCGGUAGCUCUGGGAUUUGUUGCUCACACGACGCAAAUGAUUGCAAAUUUUCUCAAUGUUCCUCUUAGAUACCCCAUUGUUCACUAUGGUUCACGAAGUAAAAUUAUUGAUCAUAUAACAGAAAGUCUUCCCGACACUGACAGACAGUUUCCACUGUUUGCAAGAAGUAAAGAUAAGUUGCAGUUUCAUUACGCAGUUUAUCUUCUAAAUAAAAAUAUUGCCCAACUUCGAUGGUACUGUGGACUUUCUACUUCUGAUCUACGAGCUACUUUACCAAACCUUGCAAGUUUAAUUAAUUCAAGACCAAAUCAAACAUUAGACAGUUCGAAGAGGACAUUUUCUGGUUCAUCGUUAGAUGCGGAAGUAACGACGAUUAAACCACUAACACCUCCAAUUCAGAAAAUCUUAUUUGAGAAAUGUCACCGAACAACUCGAUCAAUGAGCCAAUUGAAAACAUCAAAAGUGUUAUUGGGCGCUUCUCUUGAUCAAGGCUUAGACAGGCCCAUUCAGUCACUAAAUCUUAAUAUUCAGUCAAAACGUAUUUGUAAAUCAGAAGAAAGUGCCAUUGAUAGUACAACAUUAACAUUGCCUAGAGAUACGUCUAGUGUUAGUAGUAAUGAAACAUUAAACGAAACUAUUUUUCAAAAUGUCUCAUCAACAGACAGAAGUAAUGGUUGUCAAAAUUUUUUCCUGAAAUUUCCCAAUGACAAUUUUAUGGAGAAUAGUAUUGAAAUUAGUAUACCAACGUCAAUAUCGAAGCCAAAGACUAAUUCUGAUAAUGAUGAGAGUUCCACUGCCCGACAGAGAAGUUCAAAUUCAAUAAGUAGCUGUGAAAUGGCCUUGAGUUGUAGUCAAAAUGAUGGUGAAGAAAGUUCGAAUGGCACGUCGGCGAAACAUUGCGAUCAAUAUGAUCAAUUUAAUUCAACACUUAAGGAAACUGAGAUGAUGAGUCAAUCGUUUCCAACUAGUGAAAAGGAUAGUCCAUUUUUUAUCAAAAGUUCUCAUUGUGACAAUUUUUCACAAGUAAAAUACGAACAAGAGGACAAUAGGAAAAUUGACGAUGAUGUUGAUUGUGAUGAGACAUUUCCACUUUUGGAAAGUGAAGCAAAAAGUCACGGACAUUCCAAAGAUGGUGCAGACUGCUGUUUAUCGUUAGAUGAAAUUGGAUAUUCUGAUAAAUCGGAGCCAAAACAAAGAGCUGUUUCUCUUUGCAGUGAACCUGAUGAAGUAUUCUUGUCAGCUAAAAGCUUGACUCGAAAGAGAUAUGAUUCAGAAUCAAGGCAGGAUCAGGAGGAAACUCAAGUGCUUCUUGAAAAUUGGAAGAAGAGUACAAUUCCUGUUGCUUCUGGAGAGACCGAGACGGGCGUUUCCGUAAAGGAACUAUUAAAGGAAAGCCAGCUGUGUCUCUUUCAAAGUAAACAGGAAGAUAACAUAGCCAAAGAUUUUCAAACUUCUACCGAGUACAUAAAUUCAAUCAGAAAGAGUUCAGAAAAUGUUUUUGCUCGAACCGAGGCAUUAGCUAAUAAAAAAGCCAGUUUUAAAGUUAUGAGAUCACGUUUACAAUAAUUUAUAUACUUAAACUACGUUUUUAAGAAGGAAUCUAAUAUACAGUCAAAAACAAAAGUUAGUCAAUGUCAUAAUUUCGUAUUUUAAAAAAAAAGACAUAAUUUUAAUAAAAGUACGAAAUAAUGAAAUUUUACUUACUUUUUUUCUCUGUCGGAUACUUCCUUAAAGAAAUUUUCGCUUAAUUUUAAUAUAAAUUGUAAAAUUAAUUGUUCACUCGAAAAAUGUGCGCAUUAUGCUCAACUCACAUUUAAAAGGUGGAAAAAAAAUUGUAAAAUAUCUUUUCGUUUUUAUUCAAAUUAUAUCAAGACUCGUAAUUAUAUCGUGAUAUUAAAUGUAUCGUUUCAUCAUUAAUUUAUAAAAAAAAUGAUGUACAGAACAAAUUAGUAAAUAGAAUAUUAACUUAUUUCACGAAUUAA